AUGCGGCGGCGCUUUAGGAGCAGGAGGAGAAGGUACAGAAGAGUGACGUCACCCGAACACACCUCGAGCACGUGUGGAUCACGGCACCGCAUCCUGACAGGAGGAAGUGAGGAUGAUGAAGGUGCUGAAGAUGAUAAGGAGAACACCAGAGUGCGAAAGCGACUGAGAGUGCGACUCUUCAGCUCAUCCAGUCCUGAUGAUCAGCUACACGCUGUGAGGGGAAGUAAGAGACAAUCCAACUCUUCACCAGCAGAGGGCGAAGCAGAGACACCUGAUUCAGAGUUGCUGAUGCUGUUCCAGAGACUGAGAUCCAGAAGAACUCCAGCACACACACUCGUCCCUGACAGCACCAUCGCCGAUCACUGCCUCAUCGGAGACUUCACCAAACAUCAUGUGCUUCCUGUGGAGCAGGUGACCCAUCAGGAUCUUCACUGUGUUUCAGCGCAGACUGUGGCGUCUCUGAUCAGAGGUCAGUUCAGCGCUGUAGUGGAAGACUUCCUGGUGGUCGACUGUCGUUAUCCGUACGAGUACCGAGGAGGCCACAUCAGGGGAGCCGUGAACCUGUACACCGAGACCCAGAUCCUCCAGGCCUUCCUCCAGGGCUCGUCCACCCCGCAGACAUCUCCAGUUCCCCGUGGUGCCCCAGGAGGGGCGUCUGCGCUGGGUGCACGGGGCGCCGGGGGGGCGACACCCGAGUCAGGACUCAGUGAGGGAGCGUCAUCGCCCAGAAAACUCAUAGUGUUUCACUGCGAAUUUUCAUCAGAAAGAGGACCACGACUCUGUCAGUAUCUGAGGGAACUGGACCGUGCACUGAACGCUCAGACGUACCCUUACCUCCUCUACCCUGAGCUCUACCUACUGCAGGGGGGGUACAAGCACUUUUACUUCUGCUGUCCGGAGCUGUGUGAGCCGUGUGGUUACAUCCCCAUGCAUCACAAGGACUUCAGAGAUCAGCUACAUCGUUUCAGCAGGAAGAGGCGCCAGAGUCGUCGCAGACGUCUAGUCAGAACUCAGCAGAGGAUGUCACGCUCUUAACACUGCUUCACAAAGAACCGGAGACAGAGCCCCAGAGCUGGAAGAAUGAUGGAAAUGACUGACAGUUAGGGCGGGACAAUAUGAUGAUGAUGAAAUACAGUAUAAAUAUCAUGAUCUAUACAGUAAAACACUAGUCUUAGAUAUUACAGUUAUAGUUUGUGUGUUUAUGAUGGACAAAUUACACUCACACUCACAAAGCGAACAAUUAGAUGACUGGAUGUUAGUUUUUUGUGUUACGGAAUGCAGUAUGUUUUUCACCAGC
Messenger RNA from Clarias gariepinus (North African catfish), 1297 nucleotides. It is a transcript of the gene cdc25d, whose product is annotated as cell division cycle 25 homolog d. Bases 1 to 1035 code for a protein of 344 amino acids. The transcript has 11 exons. Gene Ontology annotation, biological process: G2/M transition of mitotic cell cycle; positive regulation of G2/M transition of mitotic cell cycle; protein dephosphorylation. Gene Ontology annotation, cellular component: nucleus; cytoplasm. NCBI's taxonomy places the organism in Eukaryota, Metazoa, Chordata, Actinopteri, Siluriformes, Clariidae. The record is from RefSeq and is a predicted model, not a curated record. Gene Ontology annotation, molecular function: protein tyrosine phosphatase activity.